UGCUCUUCUUCAACUUCGCACGGUAUUCGAAGCGUCGUAUCCCGCACCACCACCACCCACCCCCGCGAGCUCCGUCGUUCCCCGAGCAUGGAUUUGAUAGUGCGUCAGGUGCUGUUCGCCCUAAUGGCGAGCAUCGGCAUCGUGCUCUGCGAACCACCCCUCAGCAAUCAGUACGGCGUCCCCGGAAAUUACGCAGGUGGAGGUCAUCAUGGGGCACAAGGUGGUGGGAACGGAUUUGGGGGCCAUUAUGGUGGGCACGAUAAUCAAGAUUAUACAGAUAAUGAGCCCAAGGCCUACGAGUUCGGCUAUUCCGUGAAGGAUCAGGCUACCGGAAAUGAUUUCGGUAGGCAAGAGACGAGCGACGGCGAGACCGUUCGCGGGGAGUACAGAGUGCAGCUUCCGGACGGUAGGACGCAGAUUGUCACUUACACCGCCGACUGGAGGACCGGUUUUCACGCCGAUGUUAGGUACGAGGGUACCGCGACUUAUCCGGACCAGUACAGCACCGGAUAUAACGCUGGUCAAGGUUUCGGCUACCAGGGAAAUCAAAUCGGCGGCGGAGGCGGAUUUACCGGAGGUAAUCAGGGCGGUUACAACUACCCACAGGGCGGUGGACACUACAACAACGCCAACAACUACCAGUUUGGCGCUAACUCCCUAGACAGCAGUUAUAACAAUUUUGGUGGGAGAAAUUACCCGGGAGCACCGUCACCCACAUACGGUCCUGCUUUCCAUUAAAACAUAUAAGAAAGUAUUAUAUAGGAUAUACCGAUCCCCCGCU
Messenger RNA from Temnothorax curvispinosus, 781 nucleotides. RefSeq names its product pro-resilin-like. Bases 88 to 738 code for a protein of 216 amino acids. The transcript is spliced from 4 exons. Gene Ontology annotation, cellular component: extracellular matrix. Lineage: Eukaryota; Metazoa; Arthropoda; Insecta; Hymenoptera; Formicidae. The record is from RefSeq and is a predicted model, not a curated record.